Bradysia coprophila is the source of this 692-nucleotide messenger RNA. RefSeq lists its product as uncharacterized. Gene Ontology annotation, cellular component: cytoplasm; nucleus. The record is from RefSeq and is a predicted model, not a curated record. Gene Ontology annotation, biological process: circadian regulation of gene expression; entrainment of circadian clock by photoperiod. NCBI's taxonomy places the organism in Eukaryota, Metazoa, Arthropoda, Insecta, Diptera, Sciaridae. Gene Ontology annotation, molecular function: deoxyribodipyrimidine photo-lyase activity; FAD binding; DNA binding.
CUGGAUAUCCUUUCAUCGAUGCUAUAAUGAGACAGUUGCGACAAGAAGGAUGGAUUCAUCUUUGGCCCGACAUGCUGUGGCAUGUUUCUUGACCAGAGGUGACUUGUGGAUAUCACGGGAAGAUGGGCAAAGGGUGUUCGAAGAACUGCUGCUAGAUGCCGAUUGGGCGUUAAAUGCCGGAAACUGGAUGUGGCUGUCGGCGUCAGCAUUCUACCACUUAUACUAUCGUGUGUAUAGUCCCGUCUCGUUUGGAAAGAAAACCGACAAGGAUGGUGAAUAUAUUCGAAAGUAUGUGCCGGAGCUGGCAAACUAUCCUAAAAGUAUGAUUUACGAACCAUGGACAGCGACUGCUGCUCAGCAACGCGAAUUCGGAUGCAUUAUUGGCAAAGACUAUCCGCAGCGAAUCGUCAUCCAUGACGUAGUCCUCAAAAAGAAUAUGGCAAAAAUGGCAGACACCUACCAAAAGCACAGAGACGGAGGAGGAGGCGGAAAAUUUGACGUGGACAAUACUCAAGUUAAACCGGAACCAUCAACGUCGUCAGGUUGUUCAAGUUCAAAAAUCAUGAAAAUGGAACAGAACAGCACAAUAGUGAAAUACUUCAAAAAAGAUCCGAAGAAUCCAUGAUGUGAUGGAUGAUCGCAAGGGUAUCCGCAUAUUCGCAAUAAACGACAACCGAUGUUCACAUGUUCCA